CAACGGGAACGAAGCACCAUGAAGACCCUCUCUUGCGUCCUGCUCGUCGCUUUCUUAGGCAUUGUCUGGACCCAUCCCAGUGGACGCCCCAAAACAUGCCGUUUGGACGACAACGCUGUCAAAACUCUGGUAUCCUGUAUUAAUGAAACAAGUGGAACGGAGACGAUGACCAAGCUUAACGCUGUCGUCAAGUUUUUGGACUGCGGCGAGGACGUGGAAUGCGGAAUCAAGAAAGUGUGCACGGAAUUCGAUGGCUCUAUGGGGAAAGCAGCGCAAGCAGUUUUCAAGGAAGAAGACUUAGAGAAAAUACGUCAGAUCUUCGAUGCGUGCCUCGAUAAACAAUAAAAUGGCCU
Dermacentor silvarum is the source of this 353-nucleotide messenger RNA. RefSeq lists its product as uncharacterized. NCBI's taxonomy places the organism in Eukaryota, Metazoa, Arthropoda, Arachnida, Ixodida, Ixodidae. The transcript has 5 exons. Bases 19 to 345 code for a protein of 108 amino acids. The record is from RefSeq and is a predicted model, not a curated record.